Racocetra fulgida is the source of this 153-nucleotide messenger RNA. Lineage: Eukaryota; Fungi; Glomeromycota; Glomeromycetes; Diversisporales; Gigasporaceae. The record is from the annotation of a GenBank genome assembly.
AUGGAAGGAGGUAGGGAAGGUGGAGCUUAUCGACCACCACAAGGUCGUUCCGACCGUGAUUACCGUCGCCGCGAUGAUGGAGGUGAAGGUAAAAAGGAGGGUGCUUCAGGUGACUUUAGACCCGAAUUUAGAGGAGGUUAUGGUCGUGAUUAA